Chenopodium quinoa (quinoa) is the source of this 1124-nucleotide messenger RNA. RefSeq names its product serine/threonine-protein phosphatase 7 long form homolog. The record is from RefSeq and is a predicted model, not a curated record. The coding region runs from base 1 to 1032 and encodes 343 amino acids. Lineage: Eukaryota; Viridiplantae; Streptophyta; Magnoliopsida; Caryophyllales; Amaranthaceae. The transcript is spliced from 3 exons.
AUGUUUGCUUCAAGUUCAUGUUCUUACAAUUCUAUCUUUCAAGAAUUAUUAUUAACAUGUCUUUACAGGUGGUUACGUGUCCAUCUAUCGUGUGCGCAUACUGCUUCUGGACUACCAUACUACAGAGAUGCGUUUGACCAUCAGCGCGAGGACCAGAUGAUUUGGCAGCCAUAUACUGAGGCGGUGAUGGAUCGACUUCCGGAGAUUUGUCGCUCAGACAUGCACAUUUGGCGUUCACGGGCACCUCUGAUAUGCUUUGACGUCGUUGAGUUCCACCUCCCAGACCGAGUCCUUCGUCAGUUCGGGUUAGACCAGCCGAUCCCACAGGAUGUAGACACGGACGUUGCUCUACACAGGAAGGAUCGAAGGGGACAGCGUAACUGGGAGAUUCGGCAUUCGGACCAUGUACACGAGUGGAGUCGACGAGAGGCAUUAGUCGUCCAGGGAUACCCGUUCACUGGGACUUCUUCCCCGGCCAUGACAGAGUACAUGGCUUGGUACCUUCGCAUCACGAGACUGGUCAUUACUCCACCUUCGCAGGAGCGCCCCCCGAGUCAUUACCAGCCAGCUACCUCUGACCUCCUGCUUGCACAUGCAUUUGCUGAUUUGCACGUCCAGCUAUCGGGAGCUACUAAGACCAUCUCCCACUUGCCACCAGAGACGGCUAUACCAUUUGCCAUACAGACGAUGCAGGGUUUUACAUCAUUUUGUGGCCAAACCUUGUCUAGGGUGGGGCAGUCACACCUUAUUCAGCAGCCUCGACCGUCCACAUCUUCAUCUUCUACUGUGCACACUAUGCCGAUCAGACCACCACCUCAUCGUGGAGGCCAUUCAGCACGUGCCUUCCGUCCACCGACUCCUUCUCAGCAUACUAUCAUGACAUCUCCUCCACUAGUGCAUCGCCAGUAUCAGAGAAACCGACGGCGUAGCAACACUACGUCUGGGGUUGGAGUUGGCCUGGAUGACAUUCCAGAGGAGACAGCUGCAUCAUCUUCAUCGUCACCUCAUGGGAAGAAGCAACGCCCGAGCUAAGUGUAUAUUUUGGAACUAAACUAAUUUUUUUGUAAAUGCUUAGAAUUGGAUUUUGUUAUAUUUAAUCAAUUGAAAAAUAUUCGACUUUGCAA